GUUGUGGCGCUACUGAAGUCCUCGCAAUUGGAAUGGAAAAUGGGUUAAUUAUAUGGUCACAACUGUCCGCUUCUUCUUCACUCGAAGGAUAUAAUGCCUCCGAUGCAAAACUAAAUGGCGCUGGACAUUGGUUGCCUGCAGAAGAUGAUAUUGAUCCAUGGCUACAGGUUGAUUUUGCAAUUAUAUUGUGGUUAGAGGAAUUAACAACGCAAGGCGCGUCAAGUUCCGAACAAUGGGUGAAAACUUUCACGAUAUCUUACGCGAUAAAUUUCACAGUAUUUACGAACCUUACCGAAAGCGGAGCAAUUAAGGUAAAAAUUAAUGAAAAAUAUCUUGCUGAAAACAUGAAGUUUAUAUCUAAUAUUAGGAAAGGAGUUCAAGUGAAAUGA
This is a messenger RNA of Paramuricea clavata, 389 nucleotides long. NCBI's taxonomy places the organism in Eukaryota, Metazoa, Cnidaria, Anthozoa, Malacalcyonacea, Plexauridae. The record is from the annotation of a GenBank genome assembly.